Messenger RNA from Aspergillus mulundensis, 243 nucleotides. RefSeq lists its product as uncharacterized. NCBI's taxonomy places the organism in Eukaryota, Fungi, Ascomycota, Eurotiomycetes, Eurotiales, Aspergillaceae. The transcript has 2 exons. Bases 1 to 243 code for a protein of 80 amino acids. The record is from RefSeq and is a predicted model, not a curated record.
AUGGGUAUAUUGUCCAGCCGGCUCUCCCCGCCGAAACUCCCCUCCCUCCCUCCCUCCAAGUGUGUCGGAGGCAAAGUCUUGCUCAUCACCGAUGCAGACACUGGCCUGGGGCGUGAAGCUGCCCGGCAUGCUCUGAACCUCGCAGCAACAGUCAUCCUAGGAGUCCGCUCCGCGACGCAGGGCGAAAAGACCGAAGCUGAGAUUUCACAAGGCGUUCAGGCCUUUGCAUCGAGGGUGAGGUAA